Messenger RNA from Moesziomyces antarcticus, 1323 nucleotides. RefSeq names its product pigment biosynthesis protein ayg1. Bases 1 to 1323 code for a protein of 440 amino acids. Lineage: Eukaryota; Fungi; Basidiomycota; Ustilaginomycetes; Ustilaginales; Ustilaginaceae. The record is from RefSeq and is a predicted model, not a curated record. The transcript is spliced from 8 exons.
AUGCGAUACUUUGCCGCCAUCCUCGCAUGGACAGUGUUCCUCCUGAUUGUUCCGAAUGACGCGGUCUACGCCGAUGUCGAUGACAGUACCGAUUUGUUCUUCACCUUUGGAACGGACGUCAUGACCGACACUUCGCCCUAUCCGUACCAUCAGUCUGUCUCGGCCUGGUAUGAGACGUUCUUGAAAGUCGCCUUGCAGCGCAAAGCGUGGCCAGUAGACGCCUACGCCGACGAGGCCGAUUUUGCGCCCAUCUUUGAUCACCUCGUGGCAGCCUAUCCUGACGUUCCGGUCGCUGACAUUGGAGACGACGAGUGGGCAAGCCUGUUUCUACCAAAGGGCAACGAGCUCGUUGAGCGCGCCGAUGCUCUGCGCUCUAGCGGUGCAAGCCAAGAGGCAAUCACCUACUACAUGCGAGCUGCAAAUGUCUACCGGUUGGCGUACUUCCCUUGGGUCCACGAAGCCACCAGCAGGUCCAGAGCUAAGCUGGCCGCGUGGGAGCUCGACAAAGCUGCAUUCCAGGCCGCCCUCGACCUGAUGGGACUGUUCCAGAGCUUCAAGGCAGAUAUCCCUCUCGCAACGCUCGGUGGCAGAGACUCGAAUCAGCCAGCCAUUCCGCUCCGAGUCUUUCGUGCCAAGGGGCAGCGAAGAGCACAGCCGGUCGUUGUCAUCAUCACUGGCCUGGACCACUAUCACACAUACAUGCUCGAGCAGAUCACCGCUUUGACAUCGUACGGAUACGCAGCGAUCGUCGUCCCGAUGCCUGGAACUGCCGACUCCCCCAUCACGGGCCGCGAUCCUCAGGCGGAGCAAAAGUACUGGAACAGCAUUGUGGACUGGAUUCACUCUCACAACCGGCUCUUUCGCGCGCACUGUGUUAGCUUCUGGGGCAUCUCGACGGGCUCCUACUGGGCGGUGCGUGCCUCGCGCGUCGAGCAACAUCGCCUCCGCACGGUCGUCAGCCAGGGAACCGCGAGUCACUACACUUUUACAAGAACGUGGCUCGAAGCGGCCGAGGCGUUGGCUUACCCAGCCAGCCUACAGCGCGCGCUGAGCCAGGCCUUUGGCUACUCAGACCAGGAAGAAUUCAAGGACGAGGCCGAGAAGUAUUCGCUUCUUCGUCAGGGUCUGCUCGACCAGCCCAGUGCGCCCCUGCUUGCGGUCAACGGCGAGCGCGACACGAUCUUUCCGAUUGACGACCAGCGCAUCUUGGCCGAGCACGGCCCGGGUGCGCAGCUUCGAUGGUUCCCUCACAUGGGACACAACGGCGAGCCGUUGAGCAGUGCAUGGCUGAUGGAUUACUGGAAGCAGCUCAGUACAUGCUAG